Molecule: messenger RNA, 856 nt
Organism: Pyrenophora tritici-repentis Pt-1C-BFP
Lineage: Eukaryota; Fungi; Ascomycota; Dothideomycetes; Pleosporales; Pleosporaceae
Source: RefSeq, a predicted model, not a curated record
AUCUAUCCUGUUUGUCAAAUCCAACUCAGCCAUAUUUCUAAUUCAUCUCAACCUCCACAUCCAACCCCCAAGUCCGACCAUGCACAUUCUCUCCUCUUCUCUCAUCCUCCUUCCCCUCCUUCUCACCCCCACUUCCGCAUCCGUCCUCUUCCUCCUAAGCACCCAACCCGGCGGUCUCGGCCUCUCAAAAUCCUACAUGGUCAACCGCUGGCAAUGCGACACACUCGUCGCCCCCAUGGACAAGAACACCAGUUGGGCCUUUGUAGCAAGUGGCUUGGCGAAUGGGUGUGUUUUGUACGAGAAAGCAAACUGCACAGGCAAAAACCUCUACGUUGCGAAGAAUAAUGGAAACGUGCUAGGUCCUGGGCCGGUGAAUCUUACGGAUUUUGAGUUCGAACAUGUUGCCAGUUCGUUUAGCUGUGUUUGAGGAAAACAGGACAAGGACAAGGACCAGGAGAUGGCAAUAAUAAUAGUAAUGAAAUGAACGCGCCGAUGUAAUUUGGAAAGGUAUUAUUAGUAAUGACAUGGAAGACUGAGAAAAGAUCGAUGGAAAAGAACUAGUUAGGUAAUAAUAAUCACAUCAAAGAAUACGAACAAAUGGUGGAAAACUUCAAAAUAGUCUAUUAGAAAGGUGUCUGCGCGACCCGAACACGCUCAACGUAAUCGAAGAGAGCAAAACAAACAAGGGGCUCAUAAAUAUACUACACGUCGGGAGAACAAAGGCACACAUACAGAUAUGCGUGCGUGUCCCUCUUACUCAUCGCUGAAUUAUCGUCGCCAGACAUUCGAUCCUACACUUCGUUUGGGGGCCCUCCUUCCCCUAUCCCAGCUUGAAAACAAGAAACAACAAACUCCG